Molecule: messenger RNA, 1185 nt
Organism: Tauraco erythrolophus (red-crested turaco)
Lineage: Eukaryota; Metazoa; Chordata; Aves; Musophagiformes; Musophagidae
Source: RefSeq, a predicted model, not a curated record
GAUGCUUUGCAUGUGGAAUGGAAAAUGGAUUCCGAGUUUAUAAUGCAGAUCCACUCAAAGAAAAAGAGAAACAAGAAUUUCUAGAAGGUGGUGUUGGCCAUGUUGAAAUGUUGUUUCGUUGCAACUAUUUAGCACUAGUCGGGGGAGGAAAGAAGCCGAAGUACCCGCCUAACAAAGUAAUGAUCUGGGAUGACCUGAAGAAGAAGACCGUCAUUGAGAUAGAGUUUUCCACAGAAGUCAAGGCAGUUAAGCUGCGAAGAGACAGAAUUGUGGUAGUCUUGGACUCGAUGAUCAAAGUUUUCACAUUCACACACAAUCCCCACCAGUUGCACGUCUUUGAAACCUGCUACAACCCUAAAGGUCUCUGUGUCCUUUGUCCAAAUAGUAAUAAUUCUCUUCUUGCAUUUCCUGGAACACAUACUGGGCACGUGCAGAUAGUGGAUCUCGCUAACACAGAAAAGCCUCCUGUGGACAUACCAGCUCACGAAGGAGUCUUGAGCUGUAUAGCUUUAAACCUGCAGGGAACAAGAAUUGCAACAGCAUCAGAAAAAGGGACCCUCAUUAGAAUAUUUGAUACUUCAUCAGGGCAUCUAAUCCAGGAGCUCCGACGAGGAUCGCAGGCAGCCAAUAUCUACUGUAUUAACUUCAAUCAGGAUGCUUCCCUCAUCUGCGUGUCCAGCGACCAUGGCACAGUGCACAUCUUUGCUGCAGAAGACCCUAAAAGAAAUAAGCAGUCAAGUUUGGCCUCUGCCAGCUUUCUCCCCAAAUACUUCAGUUCCAAAUGGAGUUUUUCCAAAUUUCAGGUUCCCUCAGGCUCUCCGUGCAUUUGUGCCUUUGGAACAGAGCCAAACGCUGUCAUAGCAAUAUGCGCAGACGGCAGCUACUACAAGUUCUUGUUCAACCAAAAAGGGGAAUGCUCCAGGGAUGUCUAUGCUCAGUUUCUAGAAAUGACAGAUGACAAGCUUUGACUGGGCUGAGGGGGCGCAUGGGUCAAAGCGCUGCCUUGGCUGUUCUACGGCUUUGGAAGGACAGUAUAUGAAUGUCCAACUCUGAUCCAGCAGUUUAGCAGACCUCACUGAGAAGCCUGGCCCAACGCGAUCAGAACAAGCUCUGAAGUAGUGGACUACGUAUCUUUAUUCUCAUUUCUGCAAGUGUUCAUCAUUAAAAUCUCUUUGGGUUACUGUC